Chaetomium globosum CBS 148.51 is the source of this 2022-nucleotide messenger RNA. RefSeq lists its product as uncharacterized. The transcript is spliced from 2 exons. The record is from RefSeq and is a predicted model, not a curated record. Bases 1 to 2022 code for a protein of 673 amino acids. Lineage: Eukaryota; Fungi; Ascomycota; Sordariomycetes; Sordariales; Chaetomiaceae.
AUGGCUGGCCUGGCCCAGUCCCCCCGGAUUCACCAUUGGUUUGGAAAGUAUUUACUCAAGGGAUUUUCAACCGCAAUCGUCCCGUCACAAAAGUUGAACGAUGCGACUCUCUGGCAUCUCUAUUACAGUGAUGGGGGGAGGUUGCCUUAUCCAGACAUGGGCGCCAUCCAAUGCGCCGAUGUCGACGGCAAUGAGAUGGCAAAAGGGCGUCAUAUUCUGGGAUGGUGUUCCGAGGCUCACUUUUAUGCCGGAUCAAAAGACGCUAAUUACGCCAUCCGGGAAUCUCGUCUCGGCUCACCCGGGAAAGACUUCUCUCUCGAGAAAGUCUCCUUAUCGGUCGGCCAGGUUGUCACAGGUGGCUGCCAGUUUAGUAUCGGCCGCAAAGACACCCCCAUCCGCAUCACCCGGGGUGGCUACGUCGACAAGCUCCGCUGGAUCCGCCAACGCUACUUCACUCUCUACGACGUCGAAGACAACCGAGGCUUUCUCAUCGAUGGAGCAAGCACUCUUUUGCACCUUCUCCGCACCUCGCUCCAUCUCUCCUCGGUCGACGAGUUUGCGAGCGAGUUCCUCUUCGAACACUCCAAGUUCCAAGAGUCCACAGACCCGCUCAAGCGCAGCUCGGCGCUCAAAGUCCUCCUCAGCGAAGCCAACCGUAGACUCCCCCUGUACCGCGAGGACGCAAACACCUCCACCACAGUCCAGCACCGCAUCGAACAGCUGUACGAAACGCUAGAGAAACUCGUCGACCACGCCAGCCACGCCGAAGCCGCACACAAGGGCAUCAACUCCAAGCCCCGCAUAAGCACCCACCUCAAGGGCUGGGACUUUGCCGAGCUCGCCACCGACCGCGACCCCUUCCACCUCAAGGUGACCAAGCUCCCGCUCUCGGUCCCCUGGGUCGACUUCACGCGCGCCAUACCCGCCGUGACGCUGUUCGGCCGCGGGUUCGGCGAGCUCAUCCGCCCCGCCGCCCACCCCCAUCCACAGACGCAAACACAGACCAUGGCACAAGCCUGCCUCGACUGGAUGGCUCUGCCGACAGGCCAGUACCACCUCUGCGUGGGCGUCGCCGACCUCCGCGAGAUCGUCCGACGCACGGUAGGCAGCGACGACGCAGUGGUACCUAGCAGUAGCAGCAGUAGCAAUAACAACAGCCCGCUCACCGUUGCGCCGGGGAUGGUGUUGUGCUACAACAAGAGCGGCAACAACACUCCCAUGGGCGGCAGCGGGGAGAUGUUCCGUAGAUGUGCGUGCGUGGGGCCAACCGGAGCCGCGGCGACGGCGGCACGCCCCGUGCUCAAACCGAAGGAGGCCGCCUAUGGUGGUUUCCAGCCCGUUCUAGAACUCGUUUUGGAGGGGUUUGGCUGGGGGGGUAUGGGGGGUAUGACGUCUCUCUUCAACGACACCGACGGCAGUGGCGGCGGUGGCUCAAAGGUGAUUGUGGACCUCUCGGCUUGUCCGCCGGAGGGGGCGGUCAUCCUCGGCAUGCCAAAGUCGAAACGACUAUGGCCCUGGCAGCACCAGCAGCAGAGUCUGCCGCCUGCUCUGUCGUUGCCGUCGUUGUCUUUGGGGGUCCGGUCGUCCCUGUCGCAGGGAACGAGUCUGUCGUCGGCGGGCUCGGCGGGCUCGACGGGUUCGAGUGCGAGCACCACCGAGUUGGAUUCGGAGCUUGGGUCUGGGUUUGGGUCUGGGUCCGGAUUCGGAUUCGGGUCCGGGUCGGUGACGCCGCCUACUUCGGUGGCUUCGGGCGGGAGUGGAGCGGGAGAUGAUACGGAUCCGGUGCCUGGAGGCGGGGGCUUGGGUUCUCCUGUUGGCGCUGGCACGAAACGGCGGCGGGGUUGGUGCAGUUCGGAGGAUGGCAGUGAGGGGGGCGGGAUGGGGAGCGUGGAGAGUGGCAAAAGGAGGAAGAUGUUGAGUAAGAUGAGGGGCAUAGGGAGGGCGCUUGUGAGAGGGGCGCCGGGAAGGGAUGAGGGUGUGAGCAGGGAGAUAUCGGGAGAUGUGGAGAUGGAGGAGGGGUGA